Pochonia chlamydosporia 170 is the source of this 591-nucleotide messenger RNA. RefSeq lists its product as hypothetical. The coding region runs from base 1 to 591 and encodes 196 amino acids. The record is from RefSeq and is a predicted model, not a curated record. Lineage: Eukaryota; Fungi; Ascomycota; Sordariomycetes; Hypocreales; Clavicipitaceae. The transcript has a single exon.
AUGUGCGAAAUCAAAGAAAGACCGAUUGUUGAUGAAUUACCGACUCUCCAAGCCAUUCCAUGGGAAAUGCUCGCGAAAGGGCGGGAAAUGAGCCCUACUCAAGCCACAACUUGUAGGCGUUCUGAUUCGCCGUUCGCGCCAAAAAAUACUGCAAAAUUCUGUUCGGUUGGGCAUAGAUCAACGAAGCGAGAUUUUGUCUGUUCAUCCGGUAAGGUAAAAAUAGCGGGAUAUCAGUCAGAGGCUUUCGACUGUCCUGCCAGGCUCUAUCAUGCCUACCACCAUCAGCAGCUCAGUACGGAGCAGGGACGAAAGAGGUCAGUUGGUGACACAAGUCAAGCCGCCACAAGCAUGGUCAACAGUGUUGGUUGGGUGAUGAUAUCUGGGCUUUUCCUUAUGCUCCAGUUCGACCGACCCAAAGCGAGAUAUGAUACGUACACAUGGCACUCGUCUGAGCAUAUGGAGUACAAUGCCGUACAUUUCCGCGGCGUGGUUCAUAGGCUGCGCUUUGAGUGGGUGUACUCAGUGAAGGACAGAAGCGGUGAGACAAGGAAUACACAUUCCCUCUGCAACCGUGGUGAGCAAGUGGCGUGA